Messenger RNA from Trichomycterus rosablanca, 1687 nucleotides. RefSeq names its product gasdermin Ea (gene gsdmea). The record is from RefSeq and is a predicted model, not a curated record. Gene Ontology annotation, cellular component: cytoplasm. Bases 1 to 1524 code for a protein of 507 amino acids. Gene Ontology annotation, biological process: programmed cell death. The transcript is spliced from 8 exons. NCBI's taxonomy places the organism in Eukaryota, Metazoa, Chordata, Actinopteri, Siluriformes, Trichomycteridae.
AUGUUUGAAGAGACCACACGGAGGCUGCUUCGGGAGGUUGACAGAGACGGCUCUCUGAUUGCUGUUUCCAGACUCAAUGAUUCAAAAAAGCUGGAGCCACUGGCUGUGGUGAUCAAGCGGUCACCAUCACGUUUCUGGCAGAAAACCAAAUACAGACCCACAGACUUUACUCUUAAUGACCUGCUCCAGGGGAAACCCAUUCAAACUGACGCAGUGCUGAAGAAUGAUAUGUUUGCAAAAUAUAUAGAGAAGACGGAAAGUGUUGUUUUUGGAUCUGGGGAGGCUGGCAUGACUGGAGUCAGCAUUGGAGCAAAAGGAAGCAAAACUUACAAGCUCUUAUCAUCUCUUGGGACACUUAAUAAAGAAAGUCUAAAGAUACCACACUUUCUAAAACAAUCUAAAAACAGGAGAUUGGAUCCUCAGCACUGUCUGAUUCAGCAGACCCGAGGCAGAUCAAAUCAAACGUUUACUGUAGUUAAGGAGCGGAUCUUAACAACCUCAGACUGCAUUAUUGAAAACAGCAGAAUGGGUGAAGGAGGCUGCAGUGCAGUAUUGACAGCUUUGCGAUUCAGUCCUGCAAAGGUGUAUCUAAAAGAGAACAUUUUUCUGCACAGUGACACAGAUGUUGCUCUUGAGCUCCCACCUCGCACUGUUAUGGCUUACAGUGUCAGUGAACUGACCAUCAAAAGCGAUGGUCGCUUUGAGCUUUGCGUGCAGCCAGAUGGACUCGAAACUGACAAAGCCACAACGCUUCCUGCAUUUCAUGCUGUUUCAGAAGUGGAUGGCUUAGGAACAUUGCAUGAAUUACAGAAGGGAUCUUCACUAAGUGCACUAAAGAGUGAACUGGCUGAUACAAAGGCUCAUUUGGCUGUGUUGGCUCACCAGGCACCCCAGACUUGUUUCAUGCUGCUCAGCCUCUUUCAACAGAAUCUAUCGAACCGGACAUUUAUAUCCACUUUGGAAGACAAACUGGAUGGGUUAUGCAGUGGAGAAGCUCCUUACACUGAUUUGCCUGACACAUCAGACAAGCUUCUUGACAUGUUUGUGAAGAUUCUCCUGUCUGCAAAAUACAUUGCUGAUAAGCUACCCACAAUCCCCCUCCAUUCAGCUUACUCCAGCCACAAUGGAUCAGAAGUAAAGUCCACUCAACAGAACCUGUCAGUGUUGACCGCUAUGCACAUGCUGGUCAGUGCUACUGACGUACUGACCGAUGAUGGAGUUGACUCGCUCAAAAGCCUGUUAUCUGAAGACACGAUCAGCGGGUUAAAUUAUUUGGUAACCCGGCUGACAAACAAUUCCCAGCAUGUCCUCUUGGAUGAUCUUCCCCUCAAACUGAGGAAUGGUGACAUUUUCCAGAGUGUUAAGCAACUUUUUAGCACUUCAGGUGUUGUUUUGAAGACAGACAACAGAGAGUUGUGGGCAGAGACAGAAAGCACUCAUAGUACUCUACCCCUAGUCCUGUGUACUGUCAUCCAUGGUCUUGCCUACCUGAGAGAAGGAUGUAAAGUAGAUAAAGAAAUCUAAUUUUCAUGCAGAAUGCCUUUUAGACAUUUCAUAGCACUUUCAAAUGUAUCUGGUAAAUAGAGCUUCACAAAGCCAUACUGUGAUGUAUGACCGAAUAGGCUGUAUGUAUAUUAUGUUUACUUUCUUCAUAGGGUAUUUUUUUUCUACAGCACUGUUCAUAGGA